Molecule: messenger RNA, 795 nt
Organism: Drosophila grimshawi
Lineage: Eukaryota; Metazoa; Arthropoda; Insecta; Diptera; Drosophilidae
Gene: RpL10
Product: 60S ribosomal protein L10
Exons: 5
Coding region: 79-735 (218 amino acids)
Biological process (GO): translation; ribosomal large subunit assembly
Cellular component (GO): ribosome; cytosolic large ribosomal subunit
Molecular function (GO): structural constituent of ribosome
Source: RefSeq, a predicted model, not a curated record
UUUGCAAAUUUUGGUUGUGUAUUUCCGUUGAAUGAAUCUACUUCCUUUUGUUUUGAGCCGUACGGUGAAAGAUUGAAGAUGGGUCGCCGACCAGCUAGGUGUUACCGUUAUUGUAAGAACAAGCCGUACCCAAAGUCGCGUUUCUGUCGUGGUGUACCCGACCCAAAGAUUCGCAUCUUCGAUUUGGGCAGAAAGAAGGCGACCGUUGAGGAUUUCCCGCUAUGCGUCCAUUUGGUGUCCGAUGAAUACGAACAGUUGAGCAGCGAAGCCUUGGAAGCUGGACGCAUUUGCUGCAACAAGUAUCUGGUGAAGUUCUGUGGCAAGGAUCAGUUCCACAUCCGAAUGCGUUUGCAUCCAUUCCACGUCAUUCGCAUCAACAAAAUGUUGUCGUGCGCCGGAGCCGAUAGGCUUCAGACUGGAAUGAGAGGUGCUUUUGGAAAGCCGCAGGGAACCGUUGCUCGCGUUCGCAUUGGACAGCCCAUUAUGUCUGUGCGUUCCAGUGACCGAUACAAGGCUCAAGUCAUCGAAGCCCUGCGUCGUGCCAAGUUCAAGUUCCCAGGUCGCCAGAAGAUCUACGUGUCGAAGAAGUGGGGUUUCACCAAGUACGAACGGGAGCGCUACGAGGAACUGCGCGAUGACAAUCGCCUCGAGCACGAUGGAUGCAAUGUCAAAUACCGACGAGAGCACGGACCAAUGGCUGCCUGGGAGAAGGCUCAGCGUGACGUUCAUGCAUAAAAAGUAAACUUUGGGAUUUGAAUAAAUAAAUGCACUGGUUAAUUUUCCAGACAGCAUUAA